Molecule: messenger RNA, 1686 nt
Organism: Papaver somniferum (opium poppy)
Lineage: Eukaryota; Viridiplantae; Streptophyta; Magnoliopsida; Ranunculales; Papaveraceae
Product: RING-H2 finger protein ATL1-like
Exons: 1
Coding region: 431-1510 (359 amino acids)
Biological process (GO): protein ubiquitination
Molecular function (GO): transferase activity
Source: RefSeq, a predicted model, not a curated record
GAAAAAAAUCACACCAAAAGUUUGAUUCCAUUAAUACUCUGGGUAUCUAUCUACCUUCAUUUUCAACUCAACCCUAUUGAAAUUGAAAUUCAAUUCAAAGCAAAGUCCCUCUCUUGUUACUACCUACAUACAUGUCCCAUUCAUUUCUCAGCUGAUGGGACUUCUCUAUCUAUCUCUUUAGCUACUCUUCUUCUGCAUUACCUCCUCUCUUCAUAAUCUCAAUGUGGGUGAUUUUCCUUUUGGGAUCUUCAAUCGCACCCAUUUGGUAGUGCACCAUUUUCAAUUCUUGCUCUCUCUCACUUUCUCCAUAUUAAUUGCAUCAUCAUCAUCAGCUCUUCUCUAUCUCCGUCUCUUUAGAUCUUACGACUUACCAAUUUAUCAGCUUUUAAAUACCCAAGAUCCAAUUUUAUUUUUUGGGUGGGGGGUCUUGAUGGAUCCAUUACAUAAACUACAAGUGUAUAAUCACCAAGUACUCAAUGCAGCAUUAUCUCCGAUCAAAAGCCAACAAUCACAUUCAACAGAAACAAGUUCACCAAUCUUAGUUAUUGCAAUACUAGGAAUCAUGACAACAGCUUUACUACUGAUAGGCUAUUAUAUAUUUGUAAUCAAAUGUUGGUUAAAUUGGCAUCGAAUUGGUGUUGUGAGAAGAUUCUCCUUUAGAAGAUAUGAAGACCCAUUGAUGGUUUAUGAUCCAGCUGCUGAACACCGUGGUGUCGAUGAAUUGGUUAUUCGAGCAAUCCCAAUAUUUCAAUUUAAGAGAAGAGAAGGUGAUAAUGAAGACAGUAGUUUCCAUGAAUGUGCGGUUUGUUUGAAUGAGUUUCAAGAACAAGAGAAGUUAAGGGUUCUUCCUGGUUGUAGUCAUGCUUUUCAUAUUGAUUGCAUUGAUAUUUGGCUUCAAAAGAAUGAUAAUUGUCCGCUUUGUAGAUCCAGUAUCUCGACGCCAACUAGAUUUCCUUUUCAUCAAAUUAUAGCUCCAACUUCUUCACCACAGGAUCAAACUCCUUUUACAGAUACCGUCAUUAAUACGGAUGAAGAUUUCGUAGUCAUUGAAAUCAAGGGUGACAAUGAUAAUAAUACUAGUUCAGAUCAACUUAAUACUAUUCGGCGACAAGACACGGGGAAAUCAGGAGAAAUUUUGAGUCAGUCAAAUGUUGCCAAUCCUUGGCCGAUGAGAAAGUUAGAGCCAAAAUCAAUACAGAAAAGGGCUAGAAAGUAUCAUCAUGUUUCAAGUAUGGGAGAUGAAUGCAUUGAUAUUAGAGGGAAAAAAGAUGAUCAGUUUUCGAUACAACCCAUUAGAAGAUCAAUUUCUAUGGAUUCUUCAGUUGAUAGACAGCUAUAUCUAUCUGUUCAAGAGAUUAUACAACAAAAGAAUAGACAACAAUUCAAUGAUGUUAGUACAAGUGAUCAACAAGAUUCUAGCAGUAGAAUUCGAAGUCGAUCGUUCUUUUCGUUUGGAAGUGGACGAGGAUCUAAGAAUGCAAUUACUCCUUUGCAGUUUGAUGAGUCGUAACAGUAAAAACCUAGUGUAAUUCAUCUUUGAGUUUUAAUUUUUGGUUCUUUUCUGGAACAAUUCUUUUUACACUUGUUGAGAGAUAGUAGUUUUAUAAACAGUAGUAUAAAAUCGAGUGUAUAGCAAAUUUGUAUCUUGGGUAAAUACUUGAGAGCGAGAUUAAUUUUCAAACCCUA